This is a messenger RNA of Chrysemys picta bellii (western painted turtle), 1452 nucleotides long. The record is from RefSeq and is a predicted model, not a curated record. Lineage: Eukaryota; Metazoa; Chordata; Testudines; Emydidae.
GAAAAAUUUCCCACCAGCCCUACUUUCAAGCCCGUUUCUGGGCUGUUGGACACGAAACAAUAAGACGAACAUUGAGAGCUGAUGUCUGUGGGUGGCCGUCUCACUGGGUCUGGUUUUAUUACCGUUUAUUCUUUAAACGCAGACUAAAACCGUGGGAACAAGUGGUGAUCCCAGACACAUGACUGUCUGUGCAUUGGCUCUGUAUGGUGCUUGAAGCUGGGUUCUACUACCUAACUGAGGUAGGAUCCCCACUGAUUUUCAUUACACUUGGGCACCUACCUCCAUUAGAGACCUCUGCAAGGGCAGCCUAGAGCACAGUUGUGUUGGGGGAGAAAGUACAAUAUAUUUAAGCCAUUCCCCUAAACCCACACAGUAAGGAGGGGGAUGGGACUUCAAUCUUGACAUUUCCUGGUUUGAGGGGAUGUUGGCCAUUUUAGCCCACACACGAGUUGCCUUUACACAGUACAACCCCGCUCACCUCCUCCGGUGACAGCCAUGGCUGGGGAUAUAGUCCCUGCUGAUUUAAACAUCCCUGGAGAUCCUUCCUCCAGAGGCAAAGUGGCUCCAUCUCAGCAUCACAAUCGCCCGAGGUGCCCGUACUGGCAUUGGCUGGCUCUGGGCCUCACAUUCGCUGGGAACAUCGUGCUGCUGAGAGUUGUGACGGCGCUGGCUGUUCGGGGUUCCCUGAACCCAUCACUGACCGGAGCCGACCCAAAAACGAUGGAGAACGAAACCGCAGCUCAGCCCAGUCCUAAAGGAAGCGGAUGCAGCGACUUGGAGGAGUUCCGCUCUCGCCUGCGGCAACAUUUGUGUUAUACACAAAACAACCAGCCAGCAGAGAGUUCCAGCUGCAAACUCUGCCCCAAGGACUGGCUGCUGCAUGGGAACAAGUGUUACUGGUUUUCUACAGCGAUUAAAAGCUGGGAGUGGAGCCGUGACGACUGUUUAAUGAAGAGAGCACAACUGCUAGUGAUCGAUGACCGGGAGGAGAUGGCGUCCAUAGGGAAUAUUACAGGGGACCAACAUCAGGUGUGGAUUGGACUUAACAUCCCAUCCCCAGGGAGGACGUGGACCUGGCAGGACGGAUCCCCGUUAAAUCAAACACUGUUCCCAGUUUCGGAUCCUCAGAAAGAGGACAACUGUGCCUCUGUGAAGAAGAAGAAGAUCCAUUCUGAAAUCUGCCAAACUGAGUUGAAAUGGAUUUGCCAGAAAGCAGCUUUCCUAGUUUAAGGAGGAGUCUGGUGGCACCUUAAAGGCUAACAGAUUUAUUUGUUAGUCUUUAAGGUGCCACCAGACUCCUUGUUGUUUUUGUAGAUACAGACUAACAUGGCUACCGCCUGAUGCUAGUUUAAGGAGCUGGAUUUGUGAGCUCUGUUUGCACAGGAGGAAUGUAAAAAGCUCUGUAUAUUUCAUCGUUAUUUCAGCUAUUAAAAACGACGGGUGAGAUGCUCA